GUCACUGUUUGUCUAUUUACUCUGUGUCGCAGCUGCUUUCCAAGAGCCAACAAGCUUUCGAUUCGAGUGGUGUUGUGUUUUGUUGUUGGUGGAGCGAGCCGUAGGCGGCCGUGUGUUGUGUGUGACGGAAGACUUUCGGCGGGAGCAGUGUGGCGACCACCGUAGCGCAUUGUCGAGGCGGCAGAAUGUCCCGCCGGACAGCCGUCAAGGAGGACUCCGAUCAGGAGAUGGACGAACACAGCUCCGACAAUGAGGACACCGAUACCAGUUCGGCAUCUGACGAUGAUUCCUCAUCAGAAAUGGAUGAGGUCGAUUUCGAGCGGCGGAGGCUCGACUGCGUUGACGAUAUGAUCCACCUCGAGCGACAGUUUCUCAUACUAAAAGAACAGCUGUAUACGGAGCGAAUAAGGCUGAUCGAAAGAAAACUCGCAGAAAUUCGCAGUGGUCAGGCAGACGAAUACCUCGUACCAUUAGCAGAACUACGAGAAGGACUGAGUACACGAAUUGAGGUUGCCAAGGUGCACCUAGGCCUACGGACGCAGUCAAUUAGGUCAAGAUUCGAAGCGGAGACACUCGCCGCUAAACAAACUUAUGAGAACGAUGUUAAUAAUUUGAAAGAUGAAAUGAUCAACGAAAUCCGAGAAAAAAUCCGACAAAUGGAAGAGGAGAGAACACAACCAGCCUCCUACAUCAUGGCCGACUUCUGCAAUAUGCACAAGGGUAAUAAGGGACGUUCCCGUAAGGCUGAUCCUAAUGACCCCGAACGGCGCAAGAAGCCCGUCACAGUAUCCGGUCCAUAUAUAGUUUAUAUGCUGCGAGAAAAUGAAAUAAUGGAAGAUUGGGCCACAAUCCGUAAGGCCCUUCGCGGUACGCGAUGGGCGGAGCACGGAGAUUCUAAUGGUGAUCGGGGUACGCUCUACACGUAAAACAAAAUGUCGCAAUAGUUCGAAACGCGAAAUAUUGUGAAGGGACGGGGACGAACGUUAUAACAGAUGAAGCCAAUUGUUCGACGGACAUUGUGUGUGAAACAUUAUUACCGUGUGUUUGUGUCUUCGAAAUUCGACGACCAGCAAUGAGGAAGAACCUAAGAGAAGAAUUUCUGCAGUAAUUCGGUGCAACAAUAAGUGAGCUAGUUCUUGGAUGACCCGCUGGUCUAACGCCGGAGAACGGUAUAUAUUGUGUGGGGGUUGUAUCAUGAUAAAUAAGAUGACGACGCUACCCAGGGAGCCGAGGACACGUCAAAGUGGGUCACCGCGUCGAAACGGUGACUGCCUCUACCUGAGCAGCAUAGAUUGUAUACUACUUGAACAGAUUGACGGACGAGGAAUGGAGCCUUCCAUCGCCACACUGUAUAUAGCAAUUAAUCAUUUGUCGUGCGUGCGAUAGUGUACGACCACGCGGAGGGAUCAGCAGCAGCAGAAGUAGACAACGUCAGCAACAACAGCAAGAUAACAAACGACAACCACUCCGAAAAUAAUCUGGUCGAAAUUCAUCAACCAUAAUAACGAUGAGGAUCAUUAUAAGAACAUCGUGUUUAUUAUUAAAUUCUGACUAAACUAUUGUAUAAUAAGUACAUGUGCGUGCUAAUUUUAGACGUAGAACGACUUAUUUUAGGUAGUUUAAGUAUUUUUAGAUGCAGCUGUAUAUGCUCGAAGCUCACUGUGAGCUGGGGCUUUUGGCCUAACAAUCUGAGUGUACGACGGAGGUACUGAGUUGAUCGAUGCCGAUAUUAUGGAUUGCUGGGACUUUUUUAAUGUAUAUUUCCUUAAUUUCGUGUUUAUCCCCCAUUGGUCGUUGUCUUCUUUAGAUUGAGAAGGGUUCAAGUUUCUAAACCAAGUACAAUAAUCAAAAUAUAGCAAGUUGGCUCAAGAAAAAUAUGUUACACAUUUUUGGAAUAUAAGGAAUCAUUGUAACUUGAAUGCUUGAAAAUUGUAUGUGAAAACGUUGCCUCUCACUAUCAGAUCCAUCUUAAAUUCGACGUACUUUGGAGGGGAAUAUUAUUCAUGAGUAUGUUGUUUUUAAAGGGGUUGAUAAGAUUAAGCCCUAGAAUGAAAUGUUUUGUACUCUAAACCUACUUAUAAUCUGAACAAUGGCAGAAAUGGCUCAACAAGAUUAAGAAAAAAAAUUACUCUGUUAUCAUAGAAAUGCAAAUUUACAUGAACAUCUUCGCACAUCAGAAAGUAAACUCGCAGCAUACUUGCGCCGCAUCUUGCAAGUAGAGUACGAGGUCUUUGGGGCUAACUAAUUUGUAUUUAAAAACAUAGCUAUGAUUAGACUGGCAUAUUUUCUUAAUUUUUUGAUGAAGUCUUCGGCUGUAGGCUAUAGUUAAGAAAUU
Molecule: messenger RNA, 2335 nt
Organism: Varroa destructor (honeybee mite)
Lineage: Eukaryota; Metazoa; Arthropoda; Arachnida; Mesostigmata; Varroidae
Gene: Brms1
Product: breast cancer metastasis-suppressor 1-like protein
Source: RefSeq, a predicted model, not a curated record